Molecule: messenger RNA, 1640 nt
Organism: Heteronotia binoei (common prickly gecko)
Lineage: Eukaryota; Metazoa; Chordata; Lepidosauria; Squamata; Gekkonidae
Gene: CXCL14
Product: C-X-C motif chemokine ligand 14
Exons: 4
Coding region: 290-586 (98 amino acids)
Biological process (GO): cell chemotaxis; antimicrobial humoral immune response mediated by antimicrobial peptide
Cellular component (GO): extracellular region
Molecular function (GO): chemokine activity
Source: RefSeq, a predicted model, not a curated record
AGUCUCUCUGCAUAUUAAUGAGUCUGAGGAAAGGGCAGCAGGAAAUGUUUUAAAAGAGGAGGAAAGCGGCAGUGCUCAGACAGAGAACAGCUGAAACUGAUGGGGUUGCAAUAGCAAGCAGUAGCCGCAGCCAAGAGAGCAGAUCCUAGGUAUUUGCAUACCCUGGCAGCACCAAGUUUCAGUCUGAUCAGUGCAUCUGAUCAAAGAACAGAGGCAAGGUGGGGGGGAAGCAGAUUAUUCAAGUGAGAUCUAAGCAAACAUCUCUUUAGGUACCUGAGAUCUUUUUAUCAUGAAACUCUUCACAGUCAUUUUUCUUUUAGUGUUCAUUGCAAUCUGCUUUACCAGCAUAGAAGGAUCCAAAUGCAAAUGUGCAAGAAAGGGUCCUAAAAUAAGAUUCUCUGAUAUACAGAAACUUGAAGAGAAACCAAAGUAUCCAUAUUGCAAGGAGAGAAUGAUCAUUGUCACCAUGAAAUCACGAUUCAGAGGAGGCCAUCAGUAUUGCUUGCAUCCUAAACUCCCGAGCACAAAAAGAUUACUUAAGUGGUACACAAUAUGGAAAGAGAAAGAGAGAGUUUAUGAAGAAUAAGAAGGUAAAAGGAUAAUACAAGAAACAAAGUUGUGUGGUGGACAUAAGGAAAGGGAUGGACUAUGGAGGAGGUUACUUCUCACAAGACAUGACUCAAAUACUAUAUUGUUAUAAAGCACUUUUUACCAAGGAUUACUUUUUACAUUUUAUAGCUGCCAGAUUUCAUAAGUGUCUUUUACAUAUUAGAUUUCAUACAUUCCCCUUUUGAAGUGAGAAAUCUCAUGAGUCGUAAUUUUUGUUCUAAAGGUGUUUUUUUUAAAUGUAUUGAAAGCUAUUCAUAUAUCACUGAUUCGAGACUGGGCUUUAUAAGCUCAUUCAGUGAACCAUAAUUUGUACACACACACAAGGUGUUCUGAAAUGGUGUCUCUUCUUUGGCAUUGAAGCAGCUUCCUAUGCCAAUGCGAAGAUUUCCUGUAACAGAAUAUAUCUUUUUCUGUAGGGGAUGGGGGACAGUUAAGUAUUUAGAAUAUUAUAUUUGGGAUACAGUAAGUUCUCAGUGGUUGUAAAAUUAUAUAAACUAUUCACCUGUUAAUCCUUGUGGAGGGUAUAAUACAAUAAGCUACCCUCCAUCAUAUUUGUCUGUGAAGAAAAAGAAACUUUAUAAAGCUGUUUUAAUACAAAGAAAGCACAUAUUUUUGUUCAGCUAAGGUUCUUAUGAAAAGUUUGCAGCUUCAGGAUUGAGAUAUUUUAAGCUUCAGGAAUAUUGUGUAUGGUUCUUUAGAUUUAUAGUCUGAGACUCUCAAAAAUAUAACUUUUUACAGGAAAAAAAAACCCUACUCUGAUAAGGGAAUGAAUAUACACACUUUAGUCACAAAGCAACAUCAUUAUUAUGUAAUGUAAUACUUCCAUUGGUAAGGAGUGCAUUCGUCUUUUUAAAAUUAUAAAUAACAAACUACCUUUUCAAUUGUAAAUAUACUACAGGAGAUUUCCCUAUAUUAUCUUUCAGUAUAAUGUAUUGUACUUCUAAAUUAUCAUAUGCUAUUUAAAUGUUUGGAAUAUUUAGGGAGUUGCAUGCAGAUUUCAUAUUUCUUUCUAUGGCAAAUGGAAAAAAUAA